AUGCAGCCCCUGCUCCUGACCCUUGGCCUUGGCCUGGUGGCGGCUCUGCGGGCACAGGACCCCCUGGCCUUCCCCCAGGAGGAGCCGGAUGUGUCGGGGCAGUGAUACCUGAAGGCCAUGGUAAGGGACAGGGUCUCCGAAAAGAAGCCAGAGUCAGUGACCCCCUUGACCAUCACAGCCCUGGAUGAGGGUGACCUUGAGCUGAAAACCGCCACGCUGACGGAUGGUCAGUGCCAGGAGCUGAAAGUGGUCCUGGAGAAGAUGGAUGAGCCCGGCAAAUACAGCAUCUACGGGGGCCGGCGGGUGGUGCACCUCCAGGAGGCGCGGGCGCGGGGCCACUACAUCGUCUACUGCGAAGGCGAGCUCGACGGGGAGCAGGUCCGGAUGGGGAAGCUCCUGGGGAGAGACCCGGAAAACAACCCGGAGGCCCUGGGAGAGUUUAGGGAGGUCGUGGAAGGCAGAGGCCUCGACCCGGAGAGCAUCUUCCUCCCGGAGCAAACGGUCACCCCUGUCACCCCUUCCCACGUGGGCCAUGGGGCCGGGAGACCCUCCUGUGUCUGCCCCGAUGGGGGUGGCAGCCCGGAGGGUCCCGCAUCUGUUCCUCCCCCGCCCCCACUGUUCCACUGA
Molecule: messenger RNA, 627 nt
Organism: Choloepus didactylus (southern two-toed sloth)
Lineage: Eukaryota; Metazoa; Chordata; Mammalia; Pilosa; Megalonychidae
Product: lipocalin-1-like
Exons: 6
Molecular function (GO): small molecule binding
Source: RefSeq, a predicted model, not a curated record